ACUCCGAGCUUGUGUUAAACCGUGCUGCUCCCGCAGCAGUUUCGUUUAUGCUGAGGGCGUUGUCACCGUCUGCAGAGUCCCCUCGUAGAGGGACUUGACCUUUCCGGUAGCCAAAAGUCCCUGCUCCCCACAUCACUCUCUCGGAUCUCUGCUGAAGAGAUAUGGUCGCCUCCACCCUACCCUAGAGGCCCUUCUCCCCAAAGGAGCAUUCCAGAAAACCCAGUUUUGCAGCUGAGAAGAGCCUGGAAUCCCAGACCUAAACCAGUGAGAAAUCCCGCUGAAUUAUGGGUAAGGCGCUCUCCAAGCUCACCUCUCAGAAGGAUGAGGAUAAGCCUAUCCUGCCUGAUAACCCAGCCAUUGCCAGCAAGGUUACCAACUACUUCAGCACUGAUAGCAGCAAGCCGGCACACUCCUAUGUGCCUUAUGAAAAGGCUGCUUGUACCAGCUUUGUGACUUGCCCUACCUGCCAAGGCAAUGGGGAGAUCCCCCAAGAGCUAGAGAAGCAGCUGGUAGCCCUCAUCCCUUAUGGAGACCAAAGGCUGAAGCCCAGACGCACGAAGCUCUCUGUGUUCCUGGCGGUGACCAUCUGCCUGCUGAUUUUCUCCCUCGCCAUCUUUUUCCUGUAUCCACGGUCCAUUGUUGUGCAUCCUGUAGGCCUCAACUCCUCCGCCGUAGCCUUCGAUAAAACUCACGUACAGCUCAACAUGACGAACGUCCUGACCGUCUUCAACAGCAACUUCUAUCCCGUCACAGUGACACAGCUGACGGCUGAGGUGCUCCACCAGGCCUCUGUGGUGGGCCAGGUUACCAGCAGCCUCCACCUACGCAUCAGCCCCUUGGCCAGUGAGCAGAUGUCUUACGAAGUUGCCAGCAGGAUUUUAGAUGAAAAUACAUACAAAAUCUGUACAUGGCCGAAAAUCAGAGUCCACCAUGUUCUUUUGAAUAUCCAGGGUUCUCUGACCUGCUCCUACCUAAGCCAUCCACAGCAGCUGCCCUUCGAGAGCUUCGAAUAUGUGGACUGCCGGGAAAACAUAUCAGUGCCCCACCUGGAGCUGUCUCACCCAGCCUGAUGUGUCUGCUGCCCCUGUACUCCAGGCGCCUGCAAGCUGGUCUGCAGCUCAGCUCCGUGGAGCUCAAGGGAAGCCUGGAGUGACUUUGCUUGGCCGUGCCUUCUUCCCCUACCACCCUCAGCCCAUGGUGCUUCUGUAGCAAUGUCAUAGUUCCUGAGUCCUCAGAUCCCCGGGAGUCACGUCUGAUGGAUCUCACCCAUGGUCUGUGUGGAGGAACAUCUAACUUGGCAUUAUCUUGGGACUGAGCAUGUUGGUUACUCAGCUCUACCAUGAUGGGUCUUCAGUUGCAAUGAAGAGAAAGCUGUGGUUUUAUCUAGACUUUGCAGCAUGGAUGUAUCUUUUUCAAGUUCUCUUCCCAGUAAUAGGUGACUUUUGGAAUAUGCAGUGCUGUUUCCAAGGCCGUCUUGAGUGACUAUAAAUGUUCUCCUAUGCUGUCUGCUUUGGUCAUAUGAUAAUGAUGAUAGACUACUUCUCUCAGUAAAUGGUGGACAGUAUAGUCCUCAUUCUUCCUGAUUUGGGAUACUAUCCCUGGUUUCCGGGAAGGCAGACUUACACCAUCUAAACCCCUUCUGUAUAGAUUAGCUCUAAUGCUAUCUUCACAGCAGAAGCCAAGUAGCUGAGGAGAAGCCAUCUGGUGUACCCUAGAGCAAAGGCAGAGCUAUUUGCAAAGGUAUUUAUUAAAGGAAAGUUUCUAAGCCCACAAUCAGAGCCUAUGUGAGGGCACAUAAGUAAAACAGGCAGUGGAGUAAACCAGGGGCUGUGUUCAAAAAGCCUAAAGGACUUUUGAUAUAGGAUUGAUAUAGGAGCUGUUGAUAUCAGGCCAAAGCUGUGGGGCUCUCAUGGAUUCUUUGCAUCAGGCCCACCCUCUGUUCCCAAGGCCUCUUCUGUCCUCUGGGAUGUGACUGUGAAGAGACACCAGAUUCACCAUAAUAUCCUUCCUUGCCUGUUACUACACUGGAGCCAAACCACAGGUAACUCCCAGUUUCUGACUGGACUCCAGGCGGAGAUGUGUGUGUUGCAGGAGAGCAGGAACCUGUGUUCUUGAAGCUAGCCUUUGCCCACACAGAUACGAAGGCAAAGGGGUGGUGUGUGCCAGGAAAUGGUGGUAACAGAACUGGCUAACUAGCCUGGGGCUACACAGAAGGAGAGGAAGUCUGUCUUCACCAGGCUUUUCCUCCUGGGUAGCCAGGGCUAAGGUGUACCAACAAAACAGAGACCCAGGGAAGUCAAGCUGAGAUUGAAGUGUAUACCAUCAAAUGUAAAAGAUUUCUAGCAAUAAAUUGUUAUUUAACUGUGCUGAAAGGAAAAGGGGGAUUCCUGGACAGAAAAGAGAGGGGCUCUGGUGUUCCACAUCUCACAAAGCAUCUGAUUUUGUAUGUGUAUGUUUGUGCACAUGUGUGUGGAGGUCAGAGCACACCGUUGGGUGUUGUUCUUUGGGUACUGUCUUUUUUUUUUAACUGUUUUUUUUUUUUCUCUCUCUGUGGAGUCCUGGCUGUCCUGGAACUCACUCUGUAAACCAGGCUGGCCUCAAACUCAGAAAUCCGCCUGCCUCUGCCUCCCAAGUACUGGGAUCAAAGUCAUGCGCCACUAUGUUUUAUUUUGAGACAGAGUCUCACUGUGUAGUCCUGGCUAUCCUGGAACUCACUAUGUUGGCCAGGCCUACCUCUGCUUCCCCAGGGCUGGGAUUAAAGGUGUGUGUCCCUGUGCCGGGCACUAUCUUUAAGAAAAGUCACGUUCCAGGGUAGCUAGUUGUGCCCACCUCCCUAGUGUGGGUCUCAGCAUGUGCCACCAUGCCCAGCUUUCCUUACAGGAUGAUUUAGUCGUUUUAUUCCUGCAACAAAAAUACCUGACCAGGCUGGAGAGAUGGCUCAGUGGUUAAGAAUACUGACUGCUCUUCUGAAGGUUCUAAGUUCAAAUCCCAGCAACCAGCAACCACAUGGUGGCUCACAACCAACUGUAAUGAGAUCUGAUGCCCUCUUCUGGAGUGUCUGAAGACAGCUAUAAUAUACUUACUUAUAAUCAAUAAAUUUUUUUUUUUUUGGUUUUUUUCGAGACAUGGUUUCUCUGUGUAGCCCUGGCUGUCCUGGAACUCACUCUGUAGACCAGGCUGGCCUUGAACUCAAAAAUCUGCCUACCUCUGCCUCCCAAGUGCUGGGAUUAAAGGUGUGUACCACCACUGCCCGGCAAUAAAUAAAUCUUACCAAUAAAAAAUUACCAUGACCAAAAAGCAA
Apodemus sylvaticus (European woodmouse) is the source of this 3301-nucleotide messenger RNA. RefSeq names its product transmembrane protein 106A (gene Tmem106a). The coding region runs from base 285 to 1070 and encodes 261 amino acids. The record is from RefSeq and is a predicted model, not a curated record. The transcript has 9 exons. NCBI's taxonomy places the organism in Eukaryota, Metazoa, Chordata, Mammalia, Rodentia, Muridae.